AUGGCUCAGAAUGAAAUUAAGAUGGGCCGGGAAAAACUCUCCUGUUCAAUCUGUUUGGAUCUACUGAAGGAUCCAGUGACUACUCCCUGUGGACACAACUACUGUAUGAACUGUAUUAAAAGCUACUGGGAUGGAGACGAUCAGAAGAAAAUCUGCUGCUGUCCUCAGUGCAGAAAGACCUUCAGACCGAGGCCUGUCCUGGUGAAAAACACCAUGUUAGCAGAUUUAGUGGAGGAGCUGAAGAAGACAGACCUCCAAGUUGCUCUGGCUGAUCACCGCUAUGCCAGACCUGAUGACGUGGCCUGUGAUGUCUGCACUGGGAGAAAACUGAAAGCUCUCAAGUCCUGUCUGGUGUGUCAAGUCUCUUACUGUGAGCAACACCUCCAGCCUCACUAUGAGUCUCCUGCCUUUGAAAAACACAAGCUGGUCGACCCCUCCAAGAAGCUUCAGGAGAACAUCUGCUCUCAUCAUGGUGAGGUGAUAAAGAUUUUCUGCCGCACUGAUCAGCACUGUAUCUGUUAUCUCUGCUCCAUGGAUGAACAUAAAGACCAUGACACUGUCUUAGCUUCAGAGGAAAGGAAUGAGAAGCGGAAAGAUGUAAAGAUUACUCAGCAAAAAUUCCAGCAGAGAAUCCAGGACAGAGAAAAUGAUGUGAAGAUACUUCAGCAGGAGGUGGAGACCAUCAAUCGUUCUGCUGAUCAAGCAGUGAGGGACAGCGAGAAGAUCUUCAAUGAGUUGAUCCGUCUCAUUGAGAAAAGAAGCUCAGAUAUGAAACAACAGAUCAGAUCAAGGCAGAAAAUUAAAGUGAGUCAAGCCAAAGAGCUUCAGAGGAAACUGCAGCAGGAGAUCACUGAUCUGAGGAGGAAAGAUGCUGAACUGAAACAGCUUUCACACACAGAUGAUCACAUCCAUUUUUUACACAAUUACCCCUCACUGUCACAUCUCAGUGAAUCCAUAAACCCACCCAGCAUCGAACUCUGUCCACUGCGGUACUUUGACGGUGUGACUGUGGCUGUGUCGCAAGUCAGAGAUAAACUACAGGACAUUUUUACUGAGGAAUGGACUAAGAUCUUACUGACAGAGAUAUCAACGGAUGUUUUACUUCCACAAGCAGAGCCCAAGACCAGAGAGGAGUUCUUACAAUACACUUGUCAAAUCGAACUGGAUCCAAACACAGUACAUGUACAGCUGUUAUUGUCUGAGGGGAACAAAAAAACAACAGUGAUGACAGAGAAACAGUUAUAUCCUUAUCACAUUAACAGAUUCACCCAACAGCAGCAGGUCCUGGGUAGAGACAGUCUGAUGGGACGUUGUUAUUGGGAGGUGGAGAAGGGAGAAUUCGAAACUAGAGUAGCAGUCACAUACAAGGAUAUUAGCAGAACAGGAGGUGAAAGUAGAUUUGGAGAAAAUGAUAGGUCUUGGGCAUUACAGUGUUCAGAGGAGAGUUAUGAAUUCAUUCAUAAUAAAGUCAGAACUUAUAUCUCAGGCCCUCAGUCCUCCAGAGUCGGAGUGUACCUGGAUCAUAGAGCAGGUAUUCUGUCCUUCUACAGCGUCUCUGACACCAUGACUCUCCUCCACAGAGUCCAGACCACAUUCACUCAGCCGCUCUAUGUUGGAUUCAGGAUUUAUGGCUUUAAUCACUCUGUUGAAAUGUGUGAGCUCAAAUAG
Molecule: messenger RNA, 1668 nt
Organism: Thunnus maccoyii (southern bluefin tuna)
Lineage: Eukaryota; Metazoa; Chordata; Actinopteri; Scombriformes; Scombridae
Product: tripartite motif-containing protein 16-like
Exons: 1
Coding region: 1-1668 (555 amino acids)
Molecular function (GO): zinc ion binding; protein binding
Source: RefSeq, a predicted model, not a curated record